This is a messenger RNA of Notolabrus celidotus (New Zealand spotty), 5983 nucleotides long. It is a transcript of the gene itga5, whose product is annotated as integrin, alpha 5 (fibronectin receptor, alpha polypeptide). Gene Ontology annotation, cellular component: integrin complex; external side of plasma membrane. The record is from RefSeq and is a predicted model, not a curated record. The transcript has 30 exons. The coding region runs from base 217 to 3396 and encodes 1059 amino acids. Gene Ontology annotation, molecular function: integrin binding. Gene Ontology annotation, biological process: angiogenesis; cell adhesion mediated by integrin; cell-cell adhesion. Lineage: Eukaryota; Metazoa; Chordata; Actinopteri; Labriformes; Labridae.
UGUCUGGACAGAGAGAAGCAAAGAGAGGAGCGAGGACGCACAGAGGAGCUGACGGAGCAUUAAUGAGAUACUGGCCGGUUAGAGUUACAGGGAUGCAGUUUUAGCCCAAACCCACCACUGUUUUUCAGGCUCGAAUCUGCGGACUUGAACGCGCCAAAAACUGGGAACAUUUUCGUUUUUGAAAAGAAACUUUAGUGGAUUAACUUAUUCUCAAAAAUGGGCUUGGAACAGUUUCGCGUAAAGACACCGGGGACAGCAGAGCCUCCUGCCCGCUCACUCCUUUGUAUGAUCGGGCUGUUGCUCACUUUUUCUCAGCCUGUCUGUGAAGCGUUCAACUUGGACGUGGAGAACCCAGCUGUUUACAGCGGACCUGAAGGGAGCUAUUUUGGAUAUGCUGUUGACUUUUAUUUGGCUGAUUCCACCAGCGCCAGUGUCGUUAUAGGAGCACCCAGGGCCAACACACAGCAAGUAAACGUUACAGAUGGAGGAUCCGUGUUCUACUGUCCAUGGAGCCUCGGCCAAUCAGACUGUCACACUAUUGAAUUUGAUCCUGAAGGGGAUCGCACCGUCUUGCUCAACGACACCGAACAUCGGAUUGAUUUCAAGUCCAACCAAUGGUUCGGCGCCACUGUGCGUACUCAUGGUGACACAAUCCUGGCCUGCGCCCCUCUCUACUCCUGGAGGACUGAAAAGGAUGUCCCCCGUUCUGACGCUACAGGAACAUGCUACCUCUCAGCACAUAAUUUCACCAAGUUUGUGGAGUACGCUCCCUGCAGAACAGAGAUCAGCGAUGCUGUGGGACAGGGCUACUGUCAGGGAGGAUUCAGUGCCGACUUCACAACGGAUGGCACAGUGGUAUUGGGAGGACCAGGCAGCUACUUCUGGCAAGGUCAGGUGAUCUCUGCAUCUAAGGAGGACAUUAUCAAAUCGUACUACCCGGGCUAUUUCAUGCAGUCUGUGGUGAGCCAGAUCCAGACCAGACAGGUCGAGGCUACACAUGAUGACAGCUACCAGGGCUACUCUAUUGCUGUUGGAGAAUUCAGUGGUGAUCAAGUGGAGGAUUUUGUGGCCGGUGUUCCAAAAGGACUGAAGCUUUACGGUUCGGUGUCUAUUCUGAACGGUACAGAUCUGAAGAUCAUGAUUAACUACACCGGCGAGCAGAUGGGUUCAUAUUUUGGCUAUGCAGUGGCAACAACAGACAUCAACAAUGAUGGGAUGAUCGACCUGCUGGUGGGAGCUCCAAUGUUCAUGGUGCGAGGCUCUGAUGGGCGCCUAGAAGAGAUGGGUCGUGUAUAUGUUUACCUCCAGCAUAGUCCCCUGAACGUGACGCUCCACCUACCUCAACUGACAGGCACUCAGGUGUUUGGGAGAUUUGGCAGCACCAUUGCACCGUUGGGAGAUCUUAACCAGGAUGGUUUCAACGACGUGGCUAUCAGCGCUCCGUUUGGAGGGGAGGAUCAACAGGGACUAGUCUACAUCUUUAACGGGUACUCAGGAGGUCUCAGGGAAAAACCAUCUCAGGUGAUAGCUGGACAGUGGGCAGUUGGGACGGUUCCUGCCAGUUUUGGAUUUGCCCUCAGAGGUGAUAAGGACCUGGACAUGAACGGAUACCCAGAUCUCAUCGUUGGUGCUAUUGGCGUUAAUAAGGCAGUUCUCUACAGGUCUCGCCCAAUCGUGAACACCAGCGCCUCUCUGAAAGUUUAUCCCACCAUGAUCAACCCCGAUGAGAAGAACUGCAUCGUCUCCAAUGGAAACAACAGCAUUCCUGUUUCCUGUGUCAACCUAAGUUUCUGCGUCUAUGCCGAUGGGAAGCACCUUCCAGACAUCCUAGAUUUCCAGGUGGAGGUGCAGCUUGAUAGCCACAAGCACAAGCAGAAAGGUGGAGUGAAGAGGGCUUUGUUCUUGGAUUCCCAGCAGCCUUUACUGCAAAAGAGUGUGACGGUGCGGCGGGGAGAGCGUGUUUGCAACCACACCAAGAUCUACCUUAGAGAGGAGAAAGAAUUCAGGGAUAAACUCUCCUCCAUUUACGUGGCCUUGAACUUCAGCUUGGAUCCAGCAGCAGCAGCUGACUCCCACGGGCUGCGGCCUAUCCUCAACUAUCAGACCACCAACGUGAUUGAGCAGAAGGCUCAGAUUCUGCUGGACUGCGGAGAAGACAACAUCUGUGUUCCUGACUUGAAGCUGGCAGUGCACGGGAACAGGAAAGAAGUCUACCUGGGUGAUGACAACUCGCUGACCCUGACUUUCAACUACAGGAAUGAGGGCGAGGGAGGUGCGUACGAGGCGGAGCUGUAUGUGGUGCUGCCCCCUGAAGCUGACUACAGCGGUAUUGCUCGCAAUAAUGAGAGCCUGACUCAGCUGACAUGUACCUAUGAGACAGAGAAUCAGACCCGAUACCUCAGCUGUGAUUUGGGCAACCCGAUGAAGCCCGGCACAGAUCUGUGGGCAGGUCUGCGCUUCACUGUGCCUCGGCUGAAGGACACACACAAAACUGUUCAGUUUGAGCUGCAGAUUCGCAGUAAAAACGAGAAUAAUUCCCACAGUGAGGUCGUCCCCCACAAACUGGAGGUGGUUGUUCAGGCUGAAGUCAUUCUUCAAGGUGUGUCUCGGCCAGAUAAGGUUUUCUUCCCGCCGGCCAACUGGAAGGUGACCAAAAACCAAGAGGUGGAGCAGGACAUUGGGCCUGCGGUGGAACACAUCUAUGAGCUUGUGAACAACGGGCCCAGUCGGAUCAGCCACACCCACCUUGAACUCCGCUGCCCCUUCAGUGUGCCGGAUCACACUCUCCUGUACCCUCUGGAGUUCUCCACAGAAGGCCCCAUCAACUGCACUGCCGACAAAUACAUGAACCACCUCCACCUCAAACUCCAGCGCACUUCAACAGAACCUCCGAUCCUGGCAUUAAAAGCACACGAGCACCGAAUCGAGAGGAGGGACGUCAACAGGAAUCAGCUGGCUGAUUUGACUAACCUGUCCUGUUCUAAUGCGGAGUGCUGGACGAUCCAGUGCAAAGUGGGUCUGCUGGAGAAGGGGACUACAGCUAUCCUGAAAGUUCGAUCCCGCGUCUGGGCUGAGACCUUCAUCGAGAGAUCCUACAAGCAGUAUGUGCUGGAGUGCCUGGCCAGAUACAGUGUGAAGACGAUGCCGUACGCCAUCCUACCUAAACAUGUUCCAAGUGGACACAAAAAGGUGGUGACUCCAAUCGUGUGGAACAAGCCGGAUCUGGAGAACUCGGUUCCUCUAUGGAUCAUCAUAUUGGCCAUUUUGGCUGGUUUGCUGCUCCUGGCUCUACUAAUAUAUGUAUUAUACAAGUUCGGUUUCUUCAAGCGAUCCGUACCGUACGGCACGGCCAUGGAGAAAGCACAACUCAAACCACAGGCUGCCUCCGAGGCCUAGAUCUGCUAACAGAACCACAGUACCUGGCCAUAUGAUUGCAAUGGAGAGACUCGAUGGAUCAUGAAGAGUGUUAUCAGGAAGCAGUUAAGCGAAAAGAGAGACCACUGGAACUCCACUGUGCUGCACUAGAGGAAGACAAAAAUCCAAAGAUCUCCAAAUGAAUGUUUCCUUUUCUUCUUUUUUUAAUUUAUGUGUGUUGGCAGGUUGGGAUUGUUACCAAAUACAACUUUUUCUCAAUGCCUGAAGGCUAAAAAGAGACUGAACAAGAAGAUAGUGACUGCAGAAGAGGUGCAGGCGACCAUCAGAUGCCUGUUGGGUUUCCUUUUGCUGAUUCUUGUUACGGAGAGAUCUGUGUGUUACGCCUUUAACUGCUUUAUUUUGGUGCUAAUGACCUGAUGUGUUCACAUGUAGCUUGUGGCAGCCAGGAGCUGUGAUUUCCGCUGCCUGCUGAGGCCUGAAAUGAUUUGUCUGACGUCUCCUGAACACACGGUUGUAUUGACAGAAGUCUGUAAACAGGUUUCAGAUGGAAAUGCUAACCAUAGCCAUAGCAGAGGCAAGACUACCUGCCUAGAUUUUAAAUCAAAUAAUGACUCAAAUUUCAUCCAUUUGUUUAAACUUAGACAAUCCCUGACCUGUGGGAGGUGUUCCCUUGAUUCAUGCCUGACGCUCUCUGGGAUGGGCUAACCCAGCAUCCUGCAACCCAGAGCGGGAUAAGCAGGUUCAAAAAAACACAUGGAUGAACUGUUAUAAAGAUGAUCUCUCUGCCUCAGGUUGAUGGACAGCGCUGGGUUGUUUUUGCACUCAAAGGAAAUCUACUGAUAUAAAUCCAAAGACACCUGAGACUGACUGACUGACCUUCCUUUGAGUUCUUAUUUUGACUCCUACUGAUGAAUUUGUUGGAACGUUUCUGUCCUUUUCUUGCUCAUGUUCAGAGUUACCAAUGCAAGCGUAGUCGACUGGGAUGGGACUGGAACCACCGACCACAGACCUGUGGAACCUCACAUUAGGCUCGAAGCAGUGUGGUGCUUCUGCAAAAAAAAAAAAGUGGUGCUCUCUUAAAGAACAUUUUGCUGUUCUCACUCCUGAUGCAUUUGUUUUUUGGGCUUAUGCAACAAGGAAGCAACGUGCAAGCGAAUUACAUUUAAGAGAAACCAGAGUUAAAGGCUUCGGCUUCCUGAACCAAACACAGGACAAUCAUGGACUUUGUAGCCUUGACAGAGAGCUUUUUUUUUUGAGUGUGAAGGAUCCAUUUUGAGCUCACAGAAUGUGUGACUGUGAGACACUGAAGCCGCCCAUGUUUAAAAAAAGAAGAGGCUGAAAUCAUCCCACUACCAAAAGGCUACAGGGACUGAACGUUGAAAUGCUUAGUGUCUUCAUGUACAUAGAUUUAAUGUGCCUUACAUGUAAAUAUUGUAAGUGUGUGGGCUGGGGUUGUGUGUGUGAUGCGUGUAUAAAGUGUGACUACAUGCAUUUGUGUGAAUGGUAUAUUUAUGAAUGUUUGUUUUGUGUGAGUUGGUUAUCAGCUUUCCCACUGCGUAGUCCUGUUUCUCCCUAUCUCCUCUAAGCUUGAGAUCAUUGGGGUUAAGCCAUUCUUCUAUGCUAUCAGCCAUUGUAGCAUUAAAAAGCAUAACAUUCAAAAUUCAGGUUGAGAAGUUUUACACCCUCAGUGGAAACAAUCAUACGGCUGCCGUCCAGACAUAACGUCCAUCAGGAUGUCUUGUACCUCUAUCAAAGGGAUGACAACUAGGCACUGGGAAACAGAUGUUGUUUGGAAGUGCAAUAUUUAUAUUCACUCUAUUUUACAGUGCUUUCUUUUUGUUUUAUUUUGUGAUCAACCAGAACUUUUAUUUUUUGUGUCUAAGUUUGUGAUGAGCACAAACUAAAUCCUGUGUGAGGCUUCUCACUUUCACUUGCUUUUUCCACUCAGUGUGAUUUUUCUUCCACUUCAGUUGUACUCACCACUUCAUUGCAGGACCACUUUUUCUAAUCGCACCACCGGCUGACAAAAAACAGAAACAGAAAAAAACAGCAGAACCUAUCUGAGUUGAACUCUGGUAUGUUGAAAUAGUUGGAUAAUUUAUGUGCUCUGCUGCUGCUGCACCUGUCCAAACACCAACAUGAUACUAACCAUGUGUUUUACAUUCGUUUGCCACAUCACACUCUUUUUCCUUUUGGAGAGUGAUUUACUAUUUGUGAAACGGUCCACAAAAUCCCCAUUUGGUGUUUCAUUUAAAACAUUAACUUCGCAUUUGUCUUUUAUUUUUUCAACUGAACAUGUCAGCCCAUUAUUUAUAACGACAGGGGAUCAUUUCACUACUUCCUCCGUGUUACAUCAGGAGAAGGCACUGGUUUUUAUUUCCUUUUUUUUGUACAUGGUUAAGCCCAUUUCCACUCUCCAGGACUUCCAUUAAAGAAGUUGUACAUAUUUAUGACAAGGAGAGUAUUUUUUGAAUUUAAAGGAUUUGUUGUGAAUUUUUCUCACCCCAUAUUGGGGGGAACAUUUCUGUCAGGGGUGGGGAGGGGGACUUUGGAGGUCAAUUUUUUACCUGUUAUUGUUUGUAUUUUAAAUAAAGUAUUUCCCUUUUUA